This is a messenger RNA of Phacochoerus africanus (Common warthog), 689 nucleotides long. RefSeq names its product nuclear cap binding protein subunit 2 like (gene NCBP2L). Gene Ontology annotation, biological process: mRNA cis splicing, via spliceosome. Lineage: Eukaryota; Metazoa; Chordata; Mammalia; Artiodactyla; Suidae. The record is from RefSeq and is a predicted model, not a curated record. Gene Ontology annotation, cellular component: nuclear cap binding complex. Gene Ontology annotation, molecular function: RNA cap binding. The transcript has a single exon. The coding region runs from base 58 to 516 and encodes 152 amino acids.
GUUACUGCUGCUGACCUGGAUCCGGAACUGCGGCCCUCACGGCACCCACGGGGCACUAUGUCCAAUGACCUGACAAUUCCGCGCAGCAACUCCUGCCCGGAGCUGAGCCAGUACCAGGACCAGCAGUUUCGUGGCGACAACGAAGAGCAUGAAAAAUUACUGAUGGAAAGCUCCACACUGUAUGUGGAGAAUCUUUCCAUUUAUACAACUGAAGAGCAAAUAUUUGAGCUCUUUAGUAGGUGUGGUGAUGUCAGGAAUGUCUUUAUGGGCCUGGAUAAUAUAAAGAAAACAGCAUGUGGUUUCUGUUUUGUAGAAUACCAUCUCAGAGCCGAUGCCGAAAAUGCCAUGCGAUUCCUAAAUGGGACCCUCCUAGAUGACCGUAUUAUCCACACAAAAUGGGAUAUAGGUUUUAAAGAGGGCAGACAGUAUGCCCAUGGCAGGUGUGGGGGCCAGGUAAGAGAUGAAUUUCGUGAAGACGCCAAUGUUGGUAGAGGAGGCUUUGGAAGUCAGGCUUAGACCCGUGGUAGGAGAAAAAUCCACCAGAGAAAAACCUCGCAGCUCCAACCCCUCAAAAAUUCUAUUAAAGAAAAACAACACGUCAGCAAAUAGCCCAUUUUACAACAAAUUUAAAUCACUUUAUUGGCUGGGUGGAAACCCUUUUGAUGUAUUUGUCUCUCAGAAACAUUAUU